Aspergillus clavatus NRRL 1 is the source of this 1662-nucleotide messenger RNA. RefSeq names its product putative amino acid permease. The transcript has 2 exons. Gene Ontology annotation, biological process: transmembrane transport. The record is from RefSeq and is a predicted model, not a curated record. Gene Ontology annotation, molecular function: transmembrane transporter activity. NCBI's taxonomy places the organism in Eukaryota, Fungi, Ascomycota, Eurotiomycetes, Eurotiales, Aspergillaceae. Gene Ontology annotation, cellular component: membrane. The coding region runs from base 1 to 1662 and encodes 553 amino acids.
AUGGUCAUUGAAGCUGACCAUAAGCCACACGACUCCUCUCACAGCGCACUUAGUUCAGAAGAUGUUGCGACCGAAGCUGGAAGCAUUCAGGGAGGAGACGCACUCGGUCGCCUGGGAUACAAGCAAGAGCUUCGUCGCAAUCGCUCGGUUCUUACUCUGCUCUUCCAGACAUUGGCCAUUGCUGCCAUUCCCUACGGCGAAGGUGGGCCCCUCAUGAACGCGAUCUACGGAGGUGGUCCCUUGUCCAUCUUCGUCGGUUGGAUCGUGGUUUGUAUUCUCGAUGAGUGUAUAGCGCUGUCACUGGCUGAGCUCGCAUCUCGAUGGCCUACAUCUGCAGGUCCAUACUACUGGUCAUUCCAACUCUCACGAAACGCCAAGACCGUGCUAUCAUUCAUCAACGGUUGGGUCUGGCUCAUUGGCAACUGGACCAUCACGCUGUCCGUGAAUUUUGGCUUUGCAUCGCUGGUCUCCGCCACGAUCUCAAUGUACCAUCCAGGCUGGGCGGCAACGGAUUGGCAGCUGCUCUUGAUCUUCUACGCCGUCUGUCUGGGAUCGUUCUGUAUCUGCGCUUUUGCGAACCGCUACCUGCCCCAGGUGGACAUCGUCUGUGCCACCUUCACGGUGCUCACCAUCAUCGUCAGCCUGGUCGCGUUGUCAGUCCAAGCCGACGCAGGAAGACACAGCGCAGCCUAUGCACUCGGCCACUAUGACAAGAGCCUCUCCGGCUGGGGCGGCUUCACCUUCUUCGUCGGACUCUUACCCGCCGCGUAUACCUUCUCCGCCAUCGGAAUGGUCUCCUCAAUGGCUGAAGAGUGCGCCAAUCCGGAGAUCCACGUGCCCCGAGCCAUCAGUCUCUGUGUCCCCGUCGGUGGCUUCGCAGGCCUAUUCUUCAUCCUCCCCAUCUGCUUCACCCUGCCGCCGCUUGAGGACAUCCUCAAUGCCCCCGCCGCCCAGGCCCUCCCCUACAUCUACCACCGGGUCAUGGGUAGCCCCGGCGGCGGCCUGGGUCUCACCGCGCUCGUCCUGGCCAUCACGCUCUUCUGCUCCAUCAGCAUCACCGUCGCUGCAUCGCGCGCCACCUGGGCCUUCGCGCGCGACGACGCCAUCCCCCUCGCCAGCCUCUGGGCCCGCGUGGAUCCACGUCUCGGCGUCCCCCUCUACUCCCUCGCCCUCCUCACCUUCAUCCAGCUGCUCCUGGGUCUCAUCAACCUCGGCAGCACCAGCGCCUUCACCGCAUUCGUCUCCGUCGGCGUCAUCGCCCUCGCCGUCGCCUACGCCAUCCCCAUCUUCCUCAGCCUCAUGCACGGCCGCAGCGAGGUCGUCAAAGCCCCCUGGAACUGUGGGCCCGUCGUCGGCCCGCUUGUCAACGUCGUCGCGCUAGCCUGGAUCGCCUUCGAGCUCGUCCUCUUCAGCUUGCCGACGGCCCUGCCUGUGACGCGGGGCUCGAUGAACUAUGCCUCCGUGUUGCUGGUGGGGUUCUUGGUCCUCGCAGCGGCUUGGUAUGCGGUGUAUGCGCGGAAAUGUACGUGCCCUUCUUCGCAGGGAUUCGUGCUGUGGUCUGAUGCUAAUCCUCUCCAACUAAAGGGUACAAAGGACCACCUAGGUCUGACGGUCUAUGAAGCAUGGUGUCCACGUGUCAAUGAUUUGGAGGCUUAUCUGUAA